UGGUCGCUAAUAAAAAAGCCUUGCCUGCGCACCGGAUUAUAAGGCGCACUGCCGAUGAAUGGUCGGUCUAUUUUCGAUCUUUUUUCAUAUUUUAGGCACACCGGAUUAUAAGGCUUAUUAAAGGAGUUAAAUUUUUAUUUUUUAUUUUAAAUUGAUAACACUGCCUUGUGGUCGAAAUAACAUUAAGACCACAUGGUGGUCCACAUGGCUUUUUGGUCAAAAUGUUACGUAGAUUAUGUUUUACAGACCAUCUUCAAGCUGCUUUCUGACCGUAGCUUCAUGAUGCGCCUUUUUGUAGGCGGUCUUAUUUACGUGGCUCACCUUUUCUUCUCCCCGUCAUCUUUGUUGUAGCGGUGUAGUGUGCAAGGACGGGAGUGAAAGAGGUGUAAAAAGACGGAGCUAACUGUUUCUCCCGUCAUGAGUAAUGUUUUUCAUAAUCCAGUGGUAAAAACUAUGGCCGACCCCUACAUUAUGCCACCGUACAUUAUGCAUACCGUAUUUUCCGGACCAUAGGGCGCACCGGAUUAUAAGGCGCACUGCCGAUGAAUGGUCUAUUUUCGAUCUUUUUUCACAUAUUAGGCGCACCGGAUUAUAGGACACAUUAAAGGAGUUAUAUUUUCAUUUUUUUCUGAAUUGAAAAUACUUCCUAGUGGUCUACAUAACAUGGAAUGGUGGUUCUUUGGUCAAAAUGUUGCAUAGAUUAUGUUUUACAGACCAUCUUCAAGCUGCUUUCUGACAGUCGCUUCAGGAUGUGCUGUUUAGUGGGUGGUCUUAUUUACGUGGCUCACUUUCGGCAGCGUCUUCUCCCCGUCAUCUUUGUUUUAGCGGUGUAGCGUGCAAGGACGUGAGUGGAAGAAGUGUCAAAAGAUCAAGUUAACUGUUUUAAUGACAUUCAGAUUUUACUUACAUCAAUAACGGAGCAGCAUCUCAUCCGGAAACAAAAAGUGUUGUUGUCCUGUGAAAAACCGUCCGACCGGAACUCUCUAUUAACUAAUGUUCCUUGAGGAAAUAACGUAAACUCACUACACCGGCGUGUUUUAGCGCUUUCAUUACGGGUUAACUGACAGAUAAAGGUAAGAACUUUACACUACGUUAUAUUAGAAAUGGCAACAGCGGAGGAUGAAUGUCUUAUAACAAGCAGAACGAGAAAAAGCAGAAGCUUAUCGACUACAGUGUCGACAUGGACUACAAAGGGGGACUCGCACAAUUUUUUUUAGGAUUUACGCAGAUCCCAAAUACAGAUCAGCAGGUACCAGAAGGAGAGCUCUCAUCGGAUAAUGGCAGAACUUUCAACCUUGUCCCCGUCACCAUCCGCAUUGAGUGACCCCCACGUGACGACUCCUGUCCCCUCAUCCUCGCUGGCAGCCCGCACUCCUGACCUGGCCAUGGCAACAUCAACACCCAAAUGUUUGAUUGAAACUACUCCGGCACCGCAGCCGGAGGGCGUGACUUCCGCACCGCUGCCACCUCAGAGUCCCUUGAAGGUCGCUGCUGAAACACCGGUGGGUGCCCUCCCUUGUGUAUGUCAGGGGGCGGCGGCGGCACAACAUGAGGAUGAGGAGGCAAAGACUGGCGCUCAUGUUGAGCGUCAGGACCUUCUCUCCAAUGAAGCUUCACUCGCAGCUCCGCCGGAUUUGUCUUCCAGGGAGCUUACCGCUCAACCGACGUCCCCUUCCACUGACCUUACCCCAGGCCCAAAUCUCUACCCUAGUGUGCACGUUACCCACAACCCGCACCCUGGUGGGGAUGAUGUCGCCCAACCCGCAGACGGAGACGCCACAGUGACCGUAGAGGAGAAACCUCAGAAAGAACAAGCCCCCAAGAGUCCACCUCCACCUUUGUCCCCUAAGCCCCAGAGUCCACCUCCACCUUUGUCCCCUAAGCCCCAGAGUCCACCUCCACCUUUGUCCCCUAAGCCCCAGAGUCCACCUCCACCUUUGUCCCCUAAGCCCCAGAGUCCACCUCCACCUGUGUCCCCUAAGCCCCAGAGUCCACCUCCACCUGUGUCCCCUAAGCCCCAGAGUCCACUUCCCCCUGUGUCCCCUAAGCCCCUGAGUCCACGUCCACCUGUGUCCCCGAAGCCCCAGAGUCCCAUUAAAGCACAGCCGCCAUGCAGCCCCACCGCCAGGUCCGGGGACCCCAGUCCGACGGUGCCGUUCAUCCAAGAGCCAGCCCCUUUCUUCCCGCUGGCCACCUCACGCCCGGCCCCCGACACCCUCAGCUACUUGGAAUCAGCCAGCCUGAUGUCGGGCACUCUGGAGUCCCUGUCUGGCUUGGGGGAGGAUGGGAGCUCGAUUGGCUCCGAUUCGGAAAUCAAUGGUUUGGCGGUCAAGCGUACUGACAAGUACGGAUUUUUGGGCGGCACUCAGUACAGCGAAAGCGGUGAAAAAGAAAUUCGGAUUGAAGUGGCCCGGCAGAGAGAGAUGAAAUGGCUGGAAAUGUUCAACAACUGGGAUAAGUGGAUCAAACAUCGCUUCCAGAAGGUGAAGUUGCGCUGCAGGAAAGGUAUUCCGUCAUCUCUCCGCUCCAAAGCGUGGCAGCUGCUGUCCAACAGCCAGGAGCUGCUGGAUGCCAACAUCGGCAAGUUCGAGGAGCUGGAGAGGGAGCCAGGAGAGGCCAAGUGGUUGGACAUCAUUGAGAAGGAUCUUCACAGGCAGUUCCCCUUCCACGAGAUGUUUGCUGCACGCGGGGGUCAUGGACAACAGGAUCUGUACCGCAUCCUGAAGGCUUACACCAUCUACAGGCCUGACGAGGGCUACUGCCAGGCGCAGGCUCCCGUGGCUGCUGUCCUCCUCAUGCACAUGCCUGCAGAGCAAGCCUUCUGGUGCCUCGUCCAGAUUUGCGAGAAGUACCUUCCGGGCUACUACAGUGCCGGGCUGGAGGCCAUCCAGCUGGAUGGCGAGAUCUUCUUCUCGCUGCUGCGCCGCACGUGUCCCAUGGCCUACCGCCACCUCAAGAAGUUCAAGAUUGACCCCAUCCUCUACAUGACCGAGUGGUUUAUGUGCAUCUUCUCGCGCACGCUGCCGUGGGCGUGUGUACUGCGCGUUUGGGACAUGUUCUUCUGUGAAGGCGUGAAGAUCGUGUUCCGCGUGGGCCUGGUGCUGCUCAAACAGAUGCUGGGCUCCGUGGACAAAUUGCGGGAGCUGCAAGGGAUGUACGAGACCAUGGAGCGUCUGAGGAGCAUCUCCCCUGACACCAUCAGGGAGGACACUCUGGUCCAGGAGAUCAUUCUGAUGCAGGUCACUGAGGGCCUGAUAGAGCGGGAGUGCACCAUCCAAGUGAGGAAGUGGAGAGAGUCCAGAGGUGAGCUGACACACCAGCCGGGCCGCCGCCUCCACGGCACCAGAGCCAUCUUUGAGCACAAACGCCGCGCCGCUUCCAUCAGCUCUGGCGGGAGCUUCUCUUUUCUGGCCAGCUCCAUUCCUCCGCCAGGACCUCUCCGGGCCUCCUCGUCUUUACUUUCGCUUCCUGGCUUCCGCAAGUCCAAGGCACCUUUCCACACUCAAGCCAAGAAAAGCUCCUUCUCCGGCCCAUCCAGUUUUGAGGGGAGGCGUCCUCAGUCACCCCCUGUGGUCGCAUCCAACUCGGCCAGCCACAAACCGCCCAUUCCUCCCGGGGCGGGACAGAGGGCGCCCCAGGUCCAGAGUCCCUUGGUCGGCAGCGGCACCGGCACCCCCUCUCGUGGACCCGCUCCGGCCUCGGACACUUUGCCUCCAAGUCAAAGCACACUCCCGCCAAACACUCUGUCCCCCAACCCGAGGAUCGUCUCCGAGCAAAUCACGCCCACCAUCCCUUCCCCUACCGCCAACAACACUCCUCUGCCGCUCUGCGUCGACCCAAAGAAGGACGUCGCCGAAGCCAAGACCCCACCUGUCGGGGAAGACGGCCGCAAGAAGAAGAAGAGCAAAGAGGACAAGAAGAAGGAGCGGGAGGAUGAGAAGAAGAAGUUGAAGGAGAAGAGGGAGAGAGAGAAGGCGGAGAAGGAGAAGAUGAAGAAGGAGAAGGAGCGGUUGGAGAAGGAAAAGAAAAAAGGGGGCAAGAAAAAGGACAAAGGGGGGGCCCCGCAGGCCGAGGACAAAAACGGUGCAGCGGAAACGCGGGAUUCGGCCUAGUUUGAUCGUGAAAAGAAAAGGUCAGCGUGACAAAAGACCCUCAGAGAUGGAGCCAUGCAUAAAAAAAAAUGGGAUGACUUCCUGGAUGGUGGUUUUAAAAAAAAAAACCACGGGGGUCUUUUUGCCCCCUUUCUCCGGCUUUUAAUCUCAUUUUCACAACAUUAAUGUUCUUUUUUUAAUUAAUAUUAUUUUAUUCUAAUGCAGCCAGGAACACUGAGGUGCCACAGAAGAUGUAAAUAAUAGUAAUAAUAACACCUUUCCGCCUCCAAAGACAUUUCAUUGGCUCGUCGUGUGCAUUGCUCGUUGACCCCCCCCUCACCCACACACAGCUGUACUACAUGGGAAAACUCCUGGAAAACGGAACCUUUCGGAUGUUGACAAACCUAUUUAUUGUUCUGUUAGAUGUUGUGUGUGCCUUUUAUGGUAGCGUAGCGUCAGUGUGGCGUGUGCGGCCCCUCCUGCUGGCGUGGAUGCGGAGGGACGCACACAGCACACAAGACCAGGGACAAGCGCUUUGGAGAGGAGUGUGUGCGUGUUUAGAUAACAAAAACAAGAAUGGGACUUUUUUUUUUUUUUGUCUUUUAAAUGUUUUUUUAGUUCGGGCCUCAGUGCUGACACCUUAAGCAGACGUUUCACGACAUACGAGUGUUUAUAACAACAUGGAAAUUACACCAAGAGUAUUAUUUUUUUUUUAAAACCCUAAUAUGCAUUUUAAUUUAGCCAAAUGUUAGAAUGAAGACGAUGAAGGAUGACCUUUGCACUUGUGAGCUCGUCACACUGAAGUCCACCAACGCUGUGGCUCUCAAAACAUAAAGCGCCACCUGACCCAAAGGUUCCAGGUGUGCUCAUGUAGCAUUAACCUGUGACCCCUAAUGUAUUUAUGUACAAAGUUGGUUAAUUUAAUCAAAUAUAUUAUGGAUGAUGAAUAUUAUUUCGGGUCGGACUAUUUUUCUAUAUGAGAGUAUCAGGCGCCUGGUUGACUGGAACAUUGGCCGACAGCCCGCUUUUUUUUUUUUGCACGUUGUCGUUGGCGGGAAGCUUCGAUGCUACCGCGAACUUUGUGGGAGUCAAAGGUCUUAACAAGUGAGCGUAAUUUUUUUGCUUCCUUAUUUGUGCGGUUGUCAGCAUUUUAACGCGCCACUAACUAUUUACGCUCUUUGUACUGGACUGUAAACGUGUUGUCGUGACAAGGGCCCAUCAGUCGGGGCCCAGACUCCCGUUGUUGUAGUGAAGGAUUGUGGGACUUUGUGUAGCCAACAUGUCCUCCCGUUAGCCGCCAUGCCAAUCCGUACAUGCCCGUGUAGCGUAGACCUGGACACUUCUAUGCAAACUGAUCUUCCAAUAUAUAUGUAUAUGUAUAUAUG
Molecule: messenger RNA, 5476 nt
Organism: Nerophis ophidion (straightnose pipefish)
Lineage: Eukaryota; Metazoa; Chordata; Actinopteri; Syngnathiformes; Syngnathidae
Product: TBC1 domain family member 10B-like
Exons: 10
Coding region: 1278-4112 (944 amino acids)
Source: RefSeq, a predicted model, not a curated record